AUGAAGGUGACCAUAAUCACCAGAAAAUACAUCAAACCUUGCAGCCCAACCCCUCCAAACCUCAGGCGCUACAAAUUAUCCGCCUUAGAUGAGAUCCUACCACCCAUGAACAUGAGCGUCAUUCUCUUCUACACGCCAAACCCCAAACCCGACCCGACUAUCGACCCACAACAAACUCUCCCUCGUGUCCUCACCCGAUUCUACCCUUUCGCCGGACGGUACCUCAAAAACGACCUCUCGGUCGACUGCAACGACGAGGGCGCCGAGUUCGUCGAAGCCGAGGUCCCCGGCCUCGACCUCGCGACCUUUCUCUCGAAGACCGAGAACGACGGCCUCGACUGCCUCCUCCCCCGGACGACUUACGACCGCGUCGACAAUCCCGACGACCCGAUACUCUCUGUUCAAGUCACUAAUUUCCCCGAAUGCGGCGGCCGGGCCGUCGGCAUCAGCCUCUCGCACCGAAUCUCCGACGCGUCCACGCUCGGGACAUUCGUCUCCGCAUGGGCCCACGCGUCCGACUCGGAAAAAACCGUCCUCCCGACUUUCGACGGGCCGUCGAUUUUCCCCGGCACGGGCCUCGCGCCCGAAUUCGCGCCGCCGAGGAGCGUCGCGGUCCGCCGGCUCCAGUUCGGGCGGGAGGCCGUGUCCCGAUUGAGAUCCGUGCUCGGGCCGGAAUCUCGGGUGCGCGUGGCGAGCGCGGUCGUGGCCAAGGCGUUAUUGAGAAUCGAGGCCGCGAAGAACCGCGGGGGAUCGUUGAGGGCUUGCUACUUGGGGCAAGGGGUGAACAUGCGGUCGAGGACGGUCCCGCCUCUCGGGAGCCACGCGUGCGGGAAUUUCGUGUAUGAGGCGGUGGCACGGUGCAUGGAGGCUGGCGCUCGGGAGCCAGGGCUCGACGAGUUGGUUCGUGUGGUCGGGGGAUCGAUAGAGAAGGCGGUUGAGGACUGUGGGAGGAUGAUGUGGUUGGAUGGAGAAGGGCGCGUGGAGAUGGUGAGAGGGCCGUUGGAGAAAGUGUUUGAGACGUUGGCGAGCGGGGAUAAUGUGGCGUUGUGGUUUACGGAUUGGAGCAAGUUUGGGUUUUACGAAGCGGAUUUCGGUUGGGGGAAGCCGGGUUGGGUGCGGGUGGGGAAGGUGUGUACGGAGAAUCUGACGGUACUUAUGGACGAUAGAGCGGGCGGGGGAAUUGAGGCGUGGGUGCAUCUAAGCCAUGAGGACGUGCCUUCCUUUGAGAGUGAUGAUGAUAUCAAGUUGUUCUUAGUUGCCUAA
This is a messenger RNA of Striga hermonthica, 1263 nucleotides long. The record is from the annotation of a GenBank genome assembly. Lineage: Eukaryota; Viridiplantae; Streptophyta; Magnoliopsida; Lamiales; Orobanchaceae.